This is a messenger RNA of Diorhabda carinulata, 5015 nucleotides long. RefSeq lists its product as uncharacterized. NCBI's taxonomy places the organism in Eukaryota, Metazoa, Arthropoda, Insecta, Coleoptera, Chrysomelidae. The transcript has 6 exons. The record is from RefSeq and is a predicted model, not a curated record. Bases 2696 to 4792 code for a protein of 698 amino acids.
UUACGUGAUUAAUGCAGUAAAUUGAAACAUGCAAGCCAGAAAGACGAUGUUUUCUGUUCACAGUCUCCAAUAACAUUAAAAACAUCUAAUGAAUUAUUUUCAAAAGGAUUUUUCCGAAAAUAGUGAUUCAUAAAUGAAAUAUUGUUAUUAUCGUCAAGUGAUUUGUUGGUUUUUAUAAAGUUUAUUGUGUCGGGGGGUUGAAACGUGGAAUUUUCUUAAUAUUAUAUUUAAUAAUAUGGAUCAUUUAUUUCGGUAAGUUUCGUUUGUCUAUAUCACUUCCAUUAUUCUUUAACUGACGGUAAUUUUUGUUAUUGACGUCGGAAAAACUAACUAAUAAUCAUAAUAAUUGUUAUUGAAGCCAAAAAGUAGUGAAAAAGAAGCGUUUUCAUACCAAAAAGUGUCCGACAAAACAGAAAAUCUAAAUCGAUUUCAUAUUUUGUUUGUCCAAUAUUUUUCGCUUAUACUUCGUUCCGUUACGGUUAAUUCCCAAAUAAAUUUUCGAUUUAUUUUCAUCGAACUGUAAUUAUAAUACAACGUGUCCCUGUUUUCUAAAAUUAACUCUCCCAAAAUGUAAAAAAUUUUAAUUUUCCACGCAAAAAUUCUGUUCGCUUUUGAAAUUCUCACCAAUCUAAAAUUGCACCUCUCGAAUUAGUACCUGUAUCAGGUAUUUUUCGUAUCUUUCUUCUUAUUAUUGUUGUACGAAAUUCCUCGAUCCAAUACCAAGCAGUUCCUCUUCUUUUUUGCAGUAUUUGGAUCUUUUUUUCCAAAAUUUUCCCUUGUAGGCUCUAAUGGUACAAUACCACGGAUGUUCUAAAAGUUCUACUAAAAUGUAGGACUUAAAUAGUUCUAAAAACUGUUUUGGCCGAAAUUUGCACAAUUUGUAGUGUCUUCCAUGACACACCUCAUCAAAUUCCUGCGCUACGUCUAGGAAGACAUUCGAAAAGACUUUUUUUAUGGAUACAACUUUGUUUUUCCAUGUUCCUUUUGAUCUUUGAAGAUUAUCUUCAUUUUCCUUAUGGCGUCAUAAGUGCAGCAAUUCGUUGCCUAAUCAAAUCCAACCUAAAAUCGAGGAAUAUACUGGAGCUUCGAGUUCAAGAGUUACGAAAAUAUCUACAGCGCACCAAAAAUGUACCUCAGAACUUGCAGCUCCCAAGGAACUUGACGCGUUGUAUCCAAAAACAAAGAACGUUGAAUUAAGUUAAUUAAGUUAGCUUAGGUUAGGUGAUGAGUGAGACUGGUCUGGGUCUUCGAUCCUCGUUCUUCUGAUCCUGUAACCGUAUCUCCACGUAAAAAAACGCUCUAUUCUUAAUAUAUUUCUUGUAACGUCACCAUAAAACGCGAUUUUCCACUUUUCAUUCACUACGAAAAUGAGCUUGCAAAUAAGUCGUCCCGGAACUCUUACUUUACAGGUGUGCCUAACCGCAGCUUUUUUUCGCUUUCAUCCAUUGUCAUGUUGAAUAACGAAGCACAGGAAAACUAGUUUGUUAUAAUCUUCGUAUUUCCGAAGGAAUUGUCGUAGAAUAAAUACUAAUUCGAAUAGUUGCUGUACGUCUCUUAGUAUUGUCGUCUCGAGACGGAUGUUGGCGAUCAACAUGACAGGUUUUUAUACCAGGAUGUUCGUCUUCUUCUUGCACAUCUUCUUCUAAAUAUUUUGUUUUUGCAAGAUGACUUGGAGCGAUGCAUAUUCGGAUACUUUUUUCAUUCUUCCGAGGACGGUCCUGGGAAUAAUUUUUGCUCAUAUCUUCGUUCAAAGUCCAGGGCAUAAUUUCAUAAAACAGAACAGAGAAAACUUAGUAUUUUGAGCAUUUUGGCUUCCUGUGUGAUCCUAUUUUUACUUAUAAUUGUGAAUUUUGUCUUUUUGACACAAUGUACUGCUAAAUUUUUUGUAAAUCUUCUAAAUUGUCACCAAAUACAAUAGUUUAUGUGUUCUUUAGCGUUAAUUCCUUUCUGUUUGAGUAUCUCUAUAUUUUUUUUAUGUUUCAUUCGAUCGAAUGCCUUUUCUUGGUCCAUUAAUUAUGAAUUUACGUAUCAGGACUUGUACUGACAACAAUGCUUGUUGAUGUUGAUCGUACUUUUCGUUGUUUUUAGCGUCCGGUUUCCUAGAAAGUGCAAUCAACUCGUAUUUCAACCAUUUUGAUGGUAUUCAUUGUUUUUGUACCGCCCCUGUAUACGGAAACAUUAAUUUUUGUUAUAUAAUGAAUCCGCGAGCGCGAAUAUUUACUAUCGUCGUAAAUUAACCUACUUUACAAUUUAUUAUUGUUGUAUUAUUUUGGAAAAGUUAUUUUUGGGACGCCGGCGACGCCACUGGCGUCCGAAAAAGUAUAAACCGUCAAAGAGCUACUUGAGCAAUAUAAGAACAGGUUUAUUAAUAACUGAGAAAAGCCCGUGCAGUUCCAUUUAAGGUACUAGCUCGGGUUACACCACGGCCAUUUUUAGAAUAUACUGAAAAACCGCGAGAGGGGAGCAGGAAAGGCGUCCCGACGCCGAAAAUAAACCGGCGGACGCCUUACACGGGAAACAGUAAGCUCACCGUGCAAAUCUUUUUCGAAGAUGGUUUUUAUCCCGUAAAUUCUGAUAUACAGAAUUUUUUCUAGCGGUUGAGAAUAUAAUCUAGUGACGAAUUUUGUCGAAAUUCAAAAUUUCCACGUGGAAUUGAUGAAAAUGUGAUUUUAGUGUUGUUCGAAAUUAUCACAAAAUGUUGGAUGACAUAAGUGAAACAAAGGCAACAAUGCAAGCAGAUGAAGUGGAAGAGUUGAUGUGCAUGAAAGCCGAAAUGACUUACAAAAACGAAAAUGAUCUGAGCCAUUCCAAAAUCAAAGAUGAACCCCAAACCGACGAAAUUGGGUUAGAAUUUGACGCUACCAAAUAUAAAGGUAUCAAUUUGGAGGACGAUAUUGAAAAAGUUGAAGUAACUAGUCACGAAUCGUCGGAAGAACUCGACGAAUUCGAUCCAUCUCCUUCAAAAGAUAACAUAUUUAGUAGGAUACCCGUUCAAAAUCCAAACGAAUCUAUCAAGAGUUGGUUACAAAGGAUAACUGACGUUCAAAAUGAAAUGCAAAAGAAAUAUCUCACCGGUAUCGAACGUAACAAUCAAUCACCGUUAAAUUCCGUAGUUAAUACGAAUCAACCUUCGGUAGCUCAAAAUUCCAGAGUCGUGAAAUAUCAAGAUCUACCUUAUAUGGGAGAGAUGACUUUGGACAAUUCCAAACCGAGGAGGGGUCGUAAACCGAAGAAAGCCGAUAUAUGUCAUCUGAUUUACAAAAAUUACGGCACCAUCUUCCCCGGUACGCCCAAUCCGGGUAAUUACACAGACAACGGUGUUGUAAAAAAACAAAAUUCGAUAGAAAUGAAAGACGAUAAUCUAAAUAGAAGCGACGUUCAGAAUAGGAUCAUAUCUAGUUUACUCGAAAAAAGACUGACCCAAGAAUACAAUAGGAAUAAGAGGAGUUCGAAGGAGGAAAAAUCUAAUCAAGACGAACCGCUUAAUCUUUGUAUCAGGGACCUGAACCAUUUGAAAAUAAGACUGUUGAAAAAAAACGACAAUACGUAUACAUCCGAAAUAAAAUCAGAACCGCAUUCGGACGAAGACGUAGAGUUAAUUCAAGAAUCGCCCAGUCCCGACAAUCCCUCCAAAACCGAAUCGAUGUUUCCGACGAUACCACCGGAAAUCGUUCCUCCUCUCGAUCCUCUAAAGACGGCUGAAGGUACGACGGGACCUGGAGGAUACGUCUAUUGGUCUAACGCCGGAGUUUUUAUUCAUCCAGUAGCUCUUCAACAACAAUUGAUGAUGUACCAAAGAAUGACCUCUGGAAAUAAUUAUAUUCUUCCUAAUAACCACAGUCCGAAACCACCCCCCGAAAACAAAACGACGUCCAUUAAAGAUCAUAGCGAAUUGAGGAAAUUGGUACCUAAAACACUCAAACCGAAACCUGGUUCUCCGAAAGAUAAUCGCGAUGAAACAGUCAGUCCGUCAUCGCAUACGCAAGAUGGGAAAAAAAGAAACGCAUCGACGGUGGAAAGUCACAAAUGUCCCACUAAACGAAAACGUUCCGCUAUAUUCAUACCGCCGAUACCGACUGAAAAUAACACGAAUCCAGCCACCGAAGUCAGUAUAUGUAAAUUCAAAUUCACUGGAGGAGCCAAGCCGAGUCUCCAAGAAAAAAAAAUGUUGUCGGUAGAUUCGGGGGGGAAUUUUAGAUAUUAUAGCGGUACCGGUGAUAAAUCGAUGAGGGGUUACGAAUUUUUCCCUAGGGAAACGCUACAGCAACAGAUCAACAAUACUCAAGGUUCGUCGACGGGAGCUUUUCUACAAGCUAGCGGAGAAAAAAUUUACCCGACGCCGCCCACCGAUUUCACCGGCGCCAAAACGAGCUCGGAGUUUCUGCUUAGUCCGGAAAUACCCGCGGCUACUUUCAGCCCGCCGCAAUCUUCUAGUCAGGAUCACGGUAUGAGAUUUAAGAAGAGAAAAUCCAGAAAAAGUUUACAGAGGGAAAAAUUAGAACAAACUUUCAAGGAAAAGGGUUUUUUAAUACAGACGCAACAGACGGAAAGCGCCGAAGGGGCGACUUAUUGUAAAUUUAGACAGUUGAGGAAGUUUACUAGAUACCUUUUUAGAUCUUGGAAGGAUUAUUUACCGGGGAAUUUGACGGAAGAACAACAACAACAAUUGCAACAACAACAACAACAGCAACAACAACCGAAGAAUGGCUCCGAUGAAAUUAUCGAACAUUCUAAAGAUAACGUUGACGACGUUUCGGUAAAUUCGAGUGAAUUAUCAGUCAGUAACGCGUAAAAAAAGUAUUACGAAUGGUAUAUAUUUAAAAAUUUAACCAAAGAUUGAGUGGGUGGAAAAUUUUUGUUUUAAACUGUUGUAUGUCGUUUUAACUUUUAAUUUAAUUGGAUUUUAUUGCCAAAUCGAUGAGGUAAACCUAAUCUAGUCGGUACAGAGUUGUUAUUUAGUACUACGUACUCUAAAUUUGUUUAUUUAAAUUAUAAUAAAAAUAUUUUUAUUUGAC